GCGAGCAGUUCACAGGGCUCUCCAGAGCCGCCUUCUCAGGAAGCAGGAACCGAAAGAACUGCUCCCGCCUCGGCCUCCUCCUCCUGCUGUCCCCCGCUCCCUGCAGCCUCGUCCUCUGCUGCUGGCCAUGCCGGCGAGGGGAAGGUAAUGAGCCGCAGAGCCCCGGGGACUCGGCUGAACAGCGGCAAGCAGUACCAGCGGAGCUGGAAUGACUGGCAACCCAGAUCUGAUAGUGCUUCAGCUGAACACGACAAUUUAAAAUACUCGACUUCCAGAGAUCGGGGCAGUUCUGCCUCCUAUGGAUCGCACACUUCAAAUUCAGCUGGGCGACAAAAGCAUGAUGAUGUCCGGGUUCAUACUGAGGCGCACACUGAAGAGGAAGAUGGCUACAGCAUCAAUGGAGGAUCUGGAGAAAAUGCUUUUGGUCGGAAGUCGUUGGGGCAAGAGCUGAGGGUUAACAAUGUGAGCCCUGAUUUCACUGUUCAGCAUGGAAACCGUGCUUUAGCCACAAAAGAAAUGAGGAAAAACCAGGAGCGAUCGCUGUCCUAUUCCGAUGAGUCUCGGCUGUCGAAUCUUUUACGGAGGAUAACCCGGGAAGACGACAGGGACCGAAGACUGGCUACUGUUAAGCAGCUGAAAGACUUUAUUCAGCAGCCAGAAAAUAAAAUGGUACUGGUUAAACAACUUGACAACAUCCUGACCGCCAUAAAUGAUGUGUUAAAUGAAAGUAGUAAACUUCUCCAGGAGCUGCGGCAGGAGGGGGCGCAGUGCUUGGGCUUGCUCUGCGCUGCUCUGAGCUAUGAGGCAGAGAAGAUCUUUAAGUGGAUUUUUAGCAAAUUUAGCUCAUCUUCUAAAGAUGAAGUCAAACUUCUUUUCCUGUGCGCUACCUACAAAGCUCUUGAAACUGUAGGAGAAAAGAAAGCAUUUUCCUCUGUGAUGCAGUUGGUAAUGACCAGCUUGCAGUCAAUCUUGGAGAAUUUAGAUACACCAGAACUGCUGUGUAAAUGUGUGAAGUGCAUCUUGCUCGUGUCCCGCUGCUACCCACAUAUCUUCAGCACAAACUUCAGGGACACAGUUGAUAUUUUGGUUGGAUGGCACAUAGAUCUCACACAGAAAUCUUCGCUCACUCUACAGGUGUCAGGGUGGCUACAAAGCCUGGAGCCAUUUUGGGUUGCCGACCUUGCAUUUUCCACUACUUUGUUGGGGCAGUUCCUGGAAGACAUGGAAGCCUAUGCCGAUGAUCUUGGCAACAUUGCUUCUGGUGAAUCUGUUGAUGAAGACAUUCCUCCUCCAUCAGUUUCAUUGCCUAAGCUCGCUGCUCUUCUCAGAGUGUUCAGUACAGUGGUACGAAGUAUUGGGGAGAGAUUCAGUCCGAUCAGAGGACCCCCGAUUACUGAAGCUUAUGUCACCGAUAUCUUGUAUCGAGUGAUGAGGUGCGUUACUGCAGCCAACCAGGUGUUCUCCUCAGAGACUGUAUUAACAGCUGCCAAUGAAUGCGUUGGUGUAUUACUCGGCAGUAUGGAUCCUACCAUGGCAAUACACUGUGAAAUGGUAAUCGCAUACGGGUUAGACCAGCUGGAGAACUGUCAGACUUCUGGUACUGAUUACAUUAUCUCUGUCCUCAACUUACUAACUCUGAUUGUCGAACUGAUUAAUACGAAAUUACCUUCUACAUUUGUGGAGAAACUCUUUGUGCCCGACUCAAAGCUGCUUGCACUACGAUUCCAUAAGGAAAAGGAAGUAAUUGGUGCAGCCAAUGCCCUGUACCAAGCAGUAUUGACCCUGAAGAACAUUCCGGUUUUGGAGACGGCAUAUAAACUGAUUUUAGGAGAAAUUACAUGUGCUUUGAACAGUCUCUUGGGAUGUCUACAACUACCCGAGGCCUGUGCUGAGAUUCAGCAUGAAGCCUUUAAGAAUCAUACGUUUGGUGUGGACAGCGCAAAGUUUGUUGCUGUAUUUGACUUGAAUGUUCUGAUGACAAUUGGUAACGCAAAAAACUCACUGAUUGGGAUGUGGGCUUUGUCUCCCACUGUGUUUGCAUUGCUGAGUAAGAAUCUAAUGGUGGUGCAUAAAGAAAUCGCAGUUCACUAUCCGGAGGUGCAGUACGCUGUGCUCUGCACGUUGUACUCACAUUGUACCAGGCACGACCACUUCAUUUCCAGUAGUCUCAGUUCAUCAUCUCCCUCGUUGUUUGAUGGCGCAGUGAUCAGCACAGUAACCACCGCCACCAAGAAACAUUUCUCCGUUAUUCUAAAUCUCCUGGGAAUGCUGCUAAAGAAAGAGAAUAUAUGUCAAGAUUCUCGGAGAUUGUUGAUGAGCUGGGCUAUGGAAGUGGCUGUCCUGAUGAAGAAAUCGGACACGUACGCUCCAUUAUUUUCACUGCCAUCCUUUCACAGUUUCUGCAAAGGACUACUGGCAAAUACCCUUUCUGAAGAUGUGACUAUCAGCUUACAAUCUUGUAACAGCCUCCAUGUUGUAGCAUCAUCACUACCAGAAGACUUGCUGCAGAGGUGUGUUGAUGUGUGUCGUGUGCAACUUGUGUCAAGUGGAACACGGAUCAGGCAAGCAUUCGGAAAGCUUUUGAAGUCUAUUCCUUUAGACAUUGUGUUAAGGAAUACAAGUCACACGGAAAUUCAGGAGAUCUCCUGUGCAGUGAGAAGCCACAUGAACAAAUCUCCCAGCAACACUUUUCAUCCACAAGAUUUUUCUGAUGUCAUCAGUUUUAUACUGUAUGGGAGCUUUCAUAGAUCUGGGAAGGAGAACUGGCUGGAGAGGUUGUUCUACAGCUGCCAGAGACUGGAAAAGCGAGACUCUUCACUCAUUCCUCGAAACCUGCUGAAGACUGAGGCUGUCCUCUGGCAGUGGGUUGUAUGGGAAGCAGCUCAGUUCACUGUCUUGUCAAAGUUACGGACACCUCUAGGAAGAGCCCAAGAUACGUUCCAAACAAUUGAAGGUAUUAUCCGAAGCCUGGCUGCUCACACUCUGAAUCCAGACCAGGAUGUUAGCCAGUGGACGACUGCAGACAACGAUGAAGGGCAUGCCAAUAACCAGUUGCGUCUAGUACUUCUCUUACAGUAUUUAGAGAACCUUGACAAGUUGAUGUACAAUGCUUACGAAGGAUGUGCGAAUGCCUUAACCUCCCCACCCAAGGUCAUCAGAACUUUCUUCUAUACGAACCGACAAACGUGCCAAGACUGGCUCACUCGUAUCCGAAUUGCCAUCAUGAGAGUAGGAUUGUUAGCUGGCCAGCCCGCUGUCACAGUCAGACAUGGCUUUGACUUGCUGGCUGAGAUGAAGAAUAACAGUGCCCCCCAGGGAACAGAAUUUGAGCUGACUGUGAUGAUGGUGGUGGAAGCCCUUUGUGAACUUCAGUGCCCAGAAGCUAUACAGGGACUUGCUGUAUGGUCUUCAGCAGUGGCUGGAAAAAGUCUCUCUUGGAUCAAUUCCGUGGCCCUGCAAGCAGAUGGAAGGUUUGAGAAAGCGGCGGUGGAAUAUCAGGAGCACUUAUGUGCUAUGACUGGGGUAGACUGCAGCACCUCGGGAUUUGAUAAGGCUGUUCUGAAACUGGCAAAUUCGAACAGCACAUCUGCCAGCCCUAAGCAUGCUAAUGGAGAUGCCCGUAAAACAGUCCUGUCGAAACCUAGUGAUCCUCUCCCUGAAGUCGUCAACUACUUGGGCAAUAAGGCAUGCGAGUGCUACAUUUCAAUAGCUGACUGGGCUGCAGUCCAGGAAUGGCAGAACAGCAUGCAUGACUUGAAGAAAGGAGCAUUGGGAAGCUGUAUUAACAUGAAAACUGACUUCAAUUAUAUUAAGUCUCUAAGCAGCUUUGAGUAUGGGGAGUAUCUUGAAUGUGCAGAACAACUGGAAUUAUUGCCUGGGGAAAAUCUAAAUCUAGCAAAUGGUGGCUUUAAGGAAAAAAUAGACAUGAAGAAGCUCCUUCCCAGUCUGCUUAGUCCUGAUCCAAGAGAACUUCAGAAGUGUAUUGAGGUUCAGCUGCUUAGAAGUUCUGUGUGCUUGAGUUUGGCUCUAAGCGAACCAGAGCAAGAACAAAAAUGGCAAGCCAUCUCCGAAAAUCUCACAAAACACUUGAAGCAAACAGCCCGUAUAGCCAUGGGACCAGUAAGACUCUCCACGCUGACUAUAUCCCAGUCACUUCCGGUUUUAGGGACAUUGCAGCUGUACUGUGCAUCGUCUCUGGAGAGCACGGUGUCGAGCAGACUUACGACUGAGGACUGUCAGAUUCCACUUUUCAGUGAAGCUUUGAGGUCCUGUAAACAGCACGAUGUACGGCCGUGGAUACAUGCUCUGAGAUACACCAGCUUCCAGAAUCGGCUCGAUGAUAAAUUCAAAGAACAAACCAUGUCCGUCAAGAGUCAUCUGAUGGAAUUAGGUCUCACAGCUGCCAAGUGCGCAAGGAAGCGGGGCAACGUCACACUUGCUGCGAGGUUAAUUGGCCAGUGCAGCAAUAUCCAACUUGGACAAGUGACUACCGCACAGGAUCUGGUUGCUAGUUUUAAAAAGCUCUCACUGCACGGGCAGAUGGAUGAAAAGUGGGGACCAGAGCUAGAGAUUGAAAAAGCUAAAUUACUGUAUGCUGCAGGUCAGUCUACACACGCCAUGGAAAUGCUGAGCUCUUGUGCCAUUUCUUUCUGUAAAUCUGCGAAAGCCGAAUAUGCUGUAGCAAAAUCUAUCCUGACUCUGGCCAAAUGGAUCCAAGCAGAUUGGAAAGAGAUUUCAGGACAGAUGAAGCAAGUGUACAGGGCACGUCCGCAAGCAAACGCUCCAAGUCUGUCUUCUCUGGGUAAAAACGUGCUGGCUCUCAUCGAUCUGCCGCCUGUUAGCACCUUCGAUGAAGAGUACCCACGUAUUGAAAGCGAAUCCACAGUGAACAUUGGUGUUGGUGAGCCGGAUUUCAUACUGGGCCAGCUGUAUCAUUUGUCUUCUGUUCAAGCUCCUGAAGUUGCCAAGUCUUGGGCAGCUCUGGCUAGUUGGGCGUACAGAUGGGGAAGAAAGGUGGUGGACAAUGCUAGUCAAGGUGAAGGCGUGAAAUUGUUGCAGCAAGAGAAAACCGAGGUGCAAAGCCUCUUACCAGAUAAUGUAUCUGAAGAGGAUAAAGAAAAGAUCUACGGUAUCUUGGGACAAGCAAUGUGUCGGCCUGCUGGUAUCCAGGAUGAGGAUAUGUCCCUUCAGAUUACGGAGAAUGAGGGCAACGGUGAAGACGAUACAGUCGAUGUCAUCUGGAGACAACUUUUGGCCAGUUGCCCUUGGCUGGCCGACCUAGAUGAGUCUGCCUCAGAGGGGCUUAUCAAGCUAUGGCGUAAAGUUGUUCACCGGAUAUUCAGCUUGUAUAAAUUGUCCUGCAGCGCUUACUUCACUUUCUUGAAGUUGAAUGCUGGACGGGUUUCACUCGACGAAGAUGAUCCUCGGAUUCAUUUAAACGGCUCAUCUAAGCAGAGCACUGAUGAUGUCAUCGUUAUGGCCACACUGCGUUUGCUCAGACUGUUGGUAAAACACGCUGGAGAACUUAGACAGUAUUUGGAGCAAGGUCUGGAGACUACACCCACAGCUCCCUGGAGAGGUAUAAUUCCUCAACUUUUUUCACGGCUCAAUCACCCCGAAGUAUAUGUUCGACAAAGCAUCUGUAAUCUACUGUGCCGGGUAGCACAUGACUCUCCUCACCUCAUUCUCUAUCCAGCAAUUGUGGGAAGCAUUUCACUGAGCAAUGAAUCUCAGUCGUCUGGAACCAAGCUGUCAUCAGCCAUUCCCACGUUACUGGGUAACAUGCAGGAUGAUGAGCUGAUGGGUGGUGAGUGUGAUGAUGGGAGUCCUCCAGCUUCUCAAGAAAGCAACAGAGAUGAAACGAAGAAUGGUCUCAGUGAGGACCAAACCAUGAUGCAGGAUUGUUACAGUAAAAUUGUAGAAAAGUUAUCGUCCGCCAGCCCCACCAUGGUGCUACAGGUUCAAAUGCUGGUAGCUGAACUUCGGAGAGUCACGGUGCUUUGGGAUGAGCUGUGGCUGGGUGUCUUGCUUCAGCAACACAUGUACGUGCUGCGUCGUAUCCAGCAGCUGGAGGAUGAGGUCAAGAGGGUCCAGAACAACAACACUCUUCGCAAGGAGGAGAAGAUUGCAAUUAUGCGUGAAAAGCACACCGCGCUGAUGAAGCCCAUCGUUUUUGCACUAGAGCACGUCUGUAGUAUCACAUCAGCACCUGCUGAAACUCCCCAUGAAAAGUGGUUCCAGGACAACUAUGGAGAAGCAAUUGAAAAUGCUUUAGAAAAACUUAGAAAUCCAUCCAAUCCGGCUAAUCCUGGUAAUAGCUGGAUGCCAUUCAAACAGAUCAUGCUGAGUUUACAGCAAAGAGCACAGAAACGGGCAAGCUACUUGUUACGGCUUGAAGAAAUCAGCCCUUGCUUAGCUUCCAUGACUAACACAGAAAUCGCUCUCCCGGGAGAAGUUUCGGAUCGGGACACGAUCACAAUUCAUAGUGUGGGCAGCACGAUCACCAUCCUGCCUACUAAAACAAAGCCUAAGAAGUUCAUUUUCCUUGGCUCUGACGGCAAAAAUUACCCUUAUCUCUUUAAAGGGUUGGAAGAUUUGCAUCUGGAUGAAAGGAUUAUGCAGUUUCUGUCCAUUGUGAACACAAUGUUUGCCACCAUCAAUGGUCAAGAGUCCCCUCAUUUCCGUGCCCGUCAUUACUCUGUCACACCCCUUGGCACCCGGUCUGGUCUUAUUCAGUGGGUAGAUGGAGCCACUCCACUGUUUGGUCUUUAUAAAAGAUGGCAACAGAGGGAAGCUGCACUGCAAGCACAAAAGGCCCAAGAUUCCUAUCAAACUCCUCAGAACCCAGCUAUGGUUCCCCGUCCCAGUGAGCUCUAUUACAGUAAAAUCGGCCCAGCGCUAAAAGCAGUCGGACUAAGUCUGGAUGUGUCCCGUCGAGAUUGGCCAAUUAAUGUAAUGAAGGCUGUGCUAGAAGAAUUAAUGGAAUCCACACCUCCAAACCUCCUGGCAAAAGAGCUGUGGUGCUCAUGUGCCACUCCUGAUGAAUGGUGGAGAGUUACACAGUCCUACGCUAGAUCAACUGCUGUAAUGUCAAUGGUUGGUUACAUCAUAGGUCUGGGUGACAGGCACUUGGAUAAUGUGCUGAUUGAUAUGACCAGUGGAGAGGUGGUGCACAUUGAUUACAACGUUUGCUUUGAGAAAGGCAAAAGUCUGCGUGUUCCUGAAAAAGUCCCUUUCCGGAUGACCCAGAACAUUCAGAGUGCGCUGGGAGUAACAGGAGUGGAGGGAGUAUUCAGACUGUCAUGUGAACAGGUCCUUCACAUAAUGAGAAGAGGCAGAGAGACAUUGCUGACUUUACUUGAGGCUUUUGUUUAUGACCCACUUGUGGACUGGACAGCCGGUGGAGAAGCUGGAUUUGCUGGUGCUGUGUAUGGUGGAGGAGGUCAGCAAGCAGAAAACAAACAAAGCAAGCGAGAGAUGGAGCGGGAGAUCACACAGAGCCUAUUUUCUUCCAGAGUAGCAGAAAUCAAGGUCAACUGGUUUAAAAACAAAGAUGAGAUGCUGAGCGUCCUUCCUAAACUAGACAACAGUUUAGAGGAAUACCUAAACUUGCAUGAAGGGUUGUCAGACGUGGAGAAGCUGCAGGCCAGACUUGUGGAAGAGAUGGCGUUCCUAGAGGGAGCCGAAGCAACAGAUCACCCUGCUCAUACUCUGCAGCAUCGGUAUUCUGAACACACCCAACUCCAGACACAGCAGAGAGCGGUCCAGGAAUCUAUCCAAGUGAAGCUGAAUGAAUUUGAACAGUGGAUAACACAGUAUCAAGCUGCCUUCAGCAAUUUAGAGGCUACAAAGUUGGCAGGCUUGCUUCAGGAAAUAAGCAGCCAAAUGGACUUAGGUCCUCCCAGUUAUGUACCGGCUACAGCUUUCUUACAAAAUGCCGGCCAGGCACACCUCAUCACACAGUGCGAACAGUACGAGGCAGAGAUUGGCGCGCUGCUGCAACAGCGACGGUCUGUGCUUCGCGGCUGCCUUGAGCAUCUGCAUAACUAUGCCACCGUUGCUCUGCUGUAUCCAAGGUCCGUGUUUCAGAAACACAGAAUGGAACAGUGGAAGACCUGGAUGGAAGAAUUGAUUUGCAGCAUGACAAUGGAGCACUGCCAAGAAUUAUACCGGAAGUAUGAAAUUCAGUAUGCACCUCAGCCCUCUCAAGCGCAGUUCAUUUCUGCCACAGAGCUGGCACUGCAGCGUCAUUACGCAGAUACUAAUAGUCGUCUUCUGCGACAAGUGGAGCGACUUAAGCAGGAGGCGGUGUCUGUGCCAGUGUGUGAGGAGCAGCUCAAAGAAAUUGAGCGUUGUAUCAAAGUUUUCCUGCAUGAAAAUGGCGACGAGGGCUCAUUGAGUCUGGCCAGCGUUGUCAUCUCCGCCCUUUGUACUUUAACAAGACGCAAUCUAAUGAUGGAAGGAGCUGCCUCUAGUGCAGGGGAACAGCUGGUGGAUCUAACAUCGCGGGACGGAGCCUGGUUCUUGGAAGAGCUCUGCAGCAUGAGUGGCAAUGUCACCUGUCUCGUACAGUUACUCAAGCAAUGCAAACUUAUUCCACAAGAUCUGGAUAUACCAAACCCUAUGGAGGCGUCUGAAGCUGUGCAUCUGGCGAAUGCAGUGUACACCUCCCUUCAGGAAUUGAACUCAAACUUCUGUCAGAUAAUUUUCCCUGAAGCUCUGAGAUGCUUGAUGAAAGGUGAGCAGACAUUAGAGGCCAUGCUGCAAGAACUGGACAACCUGAUUGAACAGACAACAGAUGGGACUCCGCUGCAGGCUGUGGUCGAUUCACUGCAGACCUAUCUGAGGAACGCAGCCAUGGGUCUGGAAGAUGAGGCAAAUGCUCACUACAUUGACAUUGCAAGGUUACUUCAUUCUCAAUAUGGAGACCUAAUUCAGCCAAGAAAUGGAUCUGUGGAUGAAACUCCAAAAAUGUCAGCUGGUCAGAUGCUUCUUGUGGCGUUUGAUGGGAUGUUCGCUCAGGUCGAAACUGCAUUUGGAUUAUUACUUGAAAAGUUGAAACAAAUGGAAAUCCCACCUGCUUGGAGAAAGGUUGACAUCAUCCGUGAAGCACGCAGUAUUCAAGUGAACUUUUUUGAAGAUGAAGAACUUCGGCGUGUUUUGGAUGAAAUGUUCUUCCUAAAGAGACUACAAACCAUCAGGGAAUUCUUCCGACUUUGUGGAGUUUUCUCUCAAACCUUGUCUGGAAAGUCCCCAAUAGAUGAUCAAACCCCUGUAAAUGGUCCGGUUCAGCUAGUCAAUGUUAAAACCAUGUAUAGAAAUUCUUCUUUGAGUGAAGAGCAGAUGGCCAAACCAAUUAAGUCAUUUACUGCUGAUUUUGUGAGGCAGCUAUUAAUCGGCCUCCCUACACAGGCCUUGGGGCUGACCCUGUGCAGCUACAUCAGUGCACUGGGGGUGGAUAUAAUUGCCCAAGUAGAAGCCAAGGACUUUGGGGCUGAAAGCAAAGUCUCUGUUGAUGAUCUCUGUAAGAAGGCAGUGGAGCACAACAUUCAGAUCUCCCGCUUCUCACAGCUUGUGAUGAACAGAGCUACUGUCUUAGCCAGUUCGUUUGACACUGCUUGGAAGAAACAAGACUUGGUCCGCCGCCUAGAAACCAACAUUGCAUCCUGCAAAACCAGCAUGCAACGUUUACAGCUGCACAUUGCAAUGUUUCAGUGGCAACAUGAAGAUUUACUGAUCAGUCGCCCGCAGACGCCAUCUGUUACUCCUCCUCCUCCAAGGUCUGCAAUUUUAACAAGCAUGAAGAAAAAACUUCAUACACUUGGACAAAUUGACUCUUCUAUUGCUGCAUCCCAGGAAAAACUUGCCGCUUUAGAAGCCAGCAUUGAACAGCGUCUAAAAUGGGCAGGAGGUGCAAAUCCCACGUUGGCACCAGUCCUUCAAGAUUUUGAGGCUACAAUAAGUGAGCGAAGAAACUUUAUGCUAAAGGAGAGUCAAAGAACAAGCCAGGUAACAUUCCUGUGCAGCACCAUCAUACACUUUGAAAGCCUACGUACACGGACUGCCGAGACCCUGAGCUUAGACACCAGCUUAUUUGAGCUCAUUAAACGCUGUCAGCAGAUGUGCUCGUUUGCUUCACAGUUCAACAGCUCUGUGUCUGAGCUUGAGCUACAACUUUUAAAACGAGUGGCAGCCUCCAACGAGCACACUAUUGGAAGCCCCGAGUGGCUGGUUUCUGCCCACAAACAGCUGAGCCAUGAUAUGGUGAAUCAGAGAAAUCUGCAGAGUGAGAAAGAGCAGCAAGUAGAAACUGUGUGUGAGACCAUCCAGAAUCUGGUGGACUGCAUCAAGACUGUGCUCACCGGUCACAAUAGGCAGCUAGGAGAUGUGAAACACCUAUUGAAAGCCAUGGCAAAGGAUGAAGACGCAGCCGUGAUUGAUGGUGAAGAUGUGCCAUACGAGAACAGUGUGAGACAGUUUUUGGUUGAGUACAAGUCCUGGCAGGAUAACAUCCAGACUGUCCUGUUCACUAUCGUUCAGGCUCUGGGCCAGGUGCGCACCCAGGAACAUAUAGAAAUGCUGCAGGAGAUCACGCCAACUCUGAAGGAGCUGAAGAUGCAAAGCCAGAGCAUUUACGACAAGUUGGUGGGAUUUGCUUCGCCUUUGGUAACUGAUACUACAAACGAAUGCGCCAGUCCAGUGUCCUCCUCUAUGUAUCUGCCCAGCUUUGCUGCAGCUGUGCGAAGCAACACUCUCCAGAAGACCCAGCCAGAGGGCAUGUCUCAGAAUGCAAAAAAGCCAAUUCAGAAAAACUUGGCCCCAUCCACAGACACCCCUCCCAGCACCAUUCCAGGGCCUGUCAAGUGCAUCGUUUCGAGUCCAAAAAAGGCAGUGCGGGAUCCAAAAACUGGCAAAGCUGUUCAAGAACGUAAUUCUUAUGCCGUCAGUGUGUGGAAACGUGUGAAAGCCAAGCUGGAGGGAAGAGAUGUGGAUCCUAACAGGAGGAUGUCUGUAGCCGAGCAGGUGGACUUUGUGAUUAAGGAGGCAACAAACCUAGAUAACCUGGCUCAGCUGUAUGAAGGUUGGACAGCUUGGGUGUGAGAAAGAAGACUGCAAACAAGCCUGGUUCAGCACAGUCCGAAAUCCACCAGAAUCACUCAAGUCUCAGGCAUCCACAGCCGCGCCAAGGCCGGUGGCGAUGUAUACUGGGGGCUUAAUCUAGGAAAUCCUGGUGCAGUGGGAAAAGGAAUCCCACAAGAACGCUGCACCCAGAGAAAUGUUAAACAUCAAUGGUCAGCAAUCCCCAGGGCACAGAGUAUAACGCUCACCGUCUGGUUAACGUGAUUGUCUUUCUGCUACGGAAGAUCUGACAAUAAGUCUGACAAAUGGCUGCAGAAAGAAAUUGGUAUCCUCCAGACAGCAUGGUGAUCCAGAACUCUCUUCCAUGUGACCCUGUCAACAAUUGAGGAAAUGCUAAACCCUGUUCGUAAAGGGGGGAAAACUGGGGCCAUCAAGGAUUUGCCGUGAAGAAGAUGCUGUCAGUUUCUUGGGGUUACUCUUGUUGCUUGGCAACAUUAUUGGUUGAGUUGACCAGUUUAGCACAGACGAGGCUAGGAGAUGAAGCAUGCCUUGCAUAAAAUAAAAAAAACAUAGCUGAAAAGAAGCAGCCAAAGAACAGAAUUGUGAAGUUAGGUGGACUUCUGAGAAGAAGAAAAAGCCUUGUUCUCCAUUCUUUUCUUCCCCUAAAUUCUUGUAGGUUAGGAAGACUUGUUAUUUUCUUGUACUUCUCACUCAGUAGUCAGCUUUUACUGUAUGUACGUUCGCUAGUUGGGCAGAAAUCCAAAUAAAACUUAGAGCUUUCAAAACCAUUCAUGUAGACGAUUCCCUAUGGGUAGACCUAGCAGUGUCCACAUCCUCUCCUGAAGGGAUCAGCGCUGUGCAUUGAAACAACAACGUGUUCUUCCGAUCAGAAAACCGCUGGUUUAUAGUUAUUUUUCCAGUUUUUUAACACGAUUCUGGUGGAGGUAGACUGCAGUGGUGGAAAAUUCACAAUGUGAGCGUUUUUCAUACUUUUCCCAGUAUGUGUGAAUUGAGAUUCCUUGCCGCAUUAGCAGUGUCCAUUCUGAAGCGGUGCUUAUUCAGUUAUAUGGCUCCAACUCAUGCGCGAUUUUCUAUUUUUCAUCUUCUUUUUUUUUUAUUCCAUUUGAAAAGACACAUGGAUCCCCAAAGACACAGGUUUUCUUAAACUGCUUUAGAUAUACGUAUAGAAAUUUCAAUUUACUGAUCGUUUCUUUUGCUUUUACCUCCGACGUUCUGUAGGACAUUGCAUACACAUGACCACCCACGAGCUGUCCAAUCAGAGGUGAACCGUACGAUCCUUCAUUUAGCUAGUUAUGCCAUAGCCGGUAGGGAUUUGUUGUAAAUCUUGAUGACUUUAAAUGAACCCUGUUGAACUCCCUUUUUUGUGCUAUUUUUAUGUUCUUCCCUUUAGUUAAUUACCCAUCUGCAUAAUUUAAUUUUAAUUGCCAUUGUGUUCCUGUGUAUGUGAUCUAUUCAUUUGGUGUGGUCCCUGAGAAUAAGUCCCAGCGUGAAAGCCAAUUGAUCUACCAUCUGAUGAUACUGGAUAUUACUAAGAGCACAUAUUCUGUCUGUUUAGGGAGAAUCUUGAUUCAACCAGCAACUGCCAUCAAACCGCUAACUACGUUACCAGCAAUAUUUCAUGACCUUUAACGUUCCCCGUCAGGGAGGACUGCAGCAAGUGGUGGCAAAAUCUGUUUUAGGCGCCCCCCUGCCUCUGACGAGACCAUUUAAUCAGUUUGAGAAUUUUUUUCACUUUUUUUUUUUUUUGUUUUCUCUCUCCCCCCCCUUCCACCAAACCUAAAGUAUUAACAGAAUUCACGUAAAAAGUUGUAAUGUUGCGGUUAGUGUACCUGUCAGUGUAGGGAUGGCAGUCGUGUUUUACUCUGGCCGCUAAGAGUUUAUAAAUGCUGAGUAAUGCAUGCCGUUUUGUGUACCAGCAGACAUUACUUAAAAUGGUGAUGGUAAGACUUUGUCCGUCAGAAUUCUAUGUAAAGGAAUAACAGAUUUUUUCUUUUCUUUUUUUUUUUUUUGAGCCACUUUUACUAUUAACAAAAAUCCUUGUAAGGUGUAGAUAAAGUGAGGAAAGACUGUUCCAUUUAAUUUCCUGAGAAGCGUUGACAUUAAUGCACUUCACGGACACCUGUAAUAUUACAUUUCUGCUUUCAGAUACAAAGGUCUAUGAAGAAUCAGAAUCUUAAUGUUGAAAUAAAGUUACAUACUUCCUUAUUAAACUGUAUUAGUUUUUGAUAACUGGAUGGCGUUCAGUCCUAAAAUAAAAAAUGCUUUGCUUUACUUACAUGGAGUACAAUC
Messenger RNA from Bufo bufo (common toad), 13389 nucleotides. It is a transcript of the gene SMG1, whose product is annotated as SMG1 nonsense mediated mRNA decay associated PI3K related kinase. The transcript is spliced from 63 exons. Lineage: Eukaryota; Metazoa; Chordata; Amphibia; Anura; Bufonidae. Gene Ontology annotation, cellular component: nucleus. Bases 148 to 11100 code for a protein of 3650 amino acids. The record is from RefSeq and is a predicted model, not a curated record. Gene Ontology annotation, molecular function: protein binding; protein serine/threonine kinase activity. Gene Ontology annotation, biological process: nuclear-transcribed mRNA catabolic process, nonsense-mediated decay; phosphorylation.